This is a messenger RNA of Blumeria graminis f. sp. triticale, 2904 nucleotides long. NCBI's taxonomy places the organism in Eukaryota, Fungi, Ascomycota, Leotiomycetes, Helotiales, Erysiphaceae. The record is from the annotation of a GenBank genome assembly.
AUGUUUAGUUCGGCAUUAAAAUCUUUUUCUUCAAAUAUCAACUCGAACUACAGCAUAUCGCAAGUGCAGACAACGACAUCGGGUCCAUGGAAAAUUUACGACGCAAAAAAAAAGACAUCAGGAAAAUUAGCUUCAAUUUUCGUAUUUGAGCGUAAAUCACUUGAGCCUCAGUCCGGUUCUCUCAGUAGGCCUACAAGCUCAGUAUUGAAGAAAGAUACCGAAGAUGUCGUGGAAAGACUAAAAAAGGAGGCAUCUUCAUUGGCAAGGUUAAGACAUCCAAAUAUUCUGGAACUAGUUGAACCAAUCGAGGAAACUAGAAAUGGGGGGUUGCAGUUCGCAACAGAGAUGGUAACCGCCUCGCUCUCAGGGCUCCUUAAAGAAAAAGAUGAGAAGGAGAAAAAUGGCGAAACUAUCAACCAACGAGAAGAUGUCACAGGAACAAGCGCAGCAGAAUGUCUACUUGAUGAAUUAGAAAUUCAAAAGGGCCUUGAACAAAUGAGCAAAGCUUUGGAAUUUCUCCACGAUAACGCCCAACUUAUCCAUGGAAAUCUGACUCCCGAUGCGAUAUUUAUAAACUCAAAGUCCGAUUGGAAGAUUAGCGGCUUAAGCUUUUCAUGUCCUCCCGACGGUUCUACCACCAAAAUAUCAACAAUGCCACCAUUAAAUCUACCUCAGGUUCUUAACAUUGAUUCACGACUGCCUAGAUGCGUACAAAUGGACCUAGACUACUGCUCUCCUGAUUUUGUACUGGACUCCAACCUCAACGUAGCGGCGGAUAUGUUCUCUCUUGGGCUAAUUAUCAUCACACUCUACAACUAUCCUCACAACUCCCCCUUGCAGACAAAUUCAAGUGUAUCGUCAUACAAAAAACUUUUCGCGUCGUCAUCAGCAAUUCCUUCAGCUAGUAAUGGUUACUUAUGUUCGCGACCGUUACCAAAAGAUAUUGAAUCUUUUGUUUUACCAAAAUUAAUCACAAGAUGGCCAGCUCAACGGAUGACUGCUAAAGAGUUCCAACAAAGUCCAUAUUUUGACAAUAUUCUAAUAUCUACAAUCCGAUUUUUAGAUUCGCUUCCGGCAAAGACACCCAACGAGAAAUCUCAAUUUUUGAGGGGAUUUUCAAGGAUAACACCUUCAUUCCCUAAAUCUGUGCUUGAAAAAAAGGUUCUGCCAGCUCUACUAGAACAGGUUAAAGACAGAGAACUUCUAUCUCUAAUCUUGCAAAACGUGUUUAACAUUCUAGGUCAAUUGUCAUCCAGGCGAAAAAUAUUCACAGAGGUUAUCAUGCAUAAGUUAAAAGAAAUAUUUCUCAACACUGGAAAUCCAAAGAUAUCAGCGGAGAAAGAUCCCACCAAAGAAGCUAGUUUGAUGGUCUUAUUAGAUCAUAUAAGCAUGAUUAUAGAGAAUUGCUCUGGGAAAGAAUUUAAAGAUCAUAUACUUCCUAUAAUAUACUUAGCUAUUGAAUCUCCUGUUCAUAGAAUUGUAGAUACUUCACUUCAGACUCUCCCUUUAAUUCUACCCGUCCUCGAUUUUACGACUAUAAAAAAUGAACUUUUUCCCGUGAUUGCCUCAGUUUUUUCUAAGACAAGCAGUCUUGGUAUAAAAGUACGUGGUCUAGAAGCAUUUGUCAUUCUCUGCGGGGGAUCGAUUAGCUCCGAAAGUGAAAACAAUGGCUUCGGUGGGACUGGGGCCUCUAGGAUGGGUAAACAAUGCUCUUCAUCUGCCCUUGAUAAAUACACAAUGCAAGAGAAGAUAUUACCACUUGUCCGCGCUAUCAAAACUAAAGAGCCAGCUGUUGCAAUUGCUGCUCUUGCUGUUCUCCGCCAAGUAGGCCACAUAGCUGAUCCCGAGUUUAUAGCGCUUGAUAUUUUGCCGGUUCUUUGGAGUAUGAGUCUAGGUCCUCUACUAGACCUCAAACAGUUUCAGUCUUUUAUGAGUCUAGUGAAGGAACUAUCAGCUCGUGUGGAGACUGAACAAACUAGAAAACUCCAGGAGCUUUCGGGCUCAAGAGAGAAAUAUACUAUAGGUGGCGAUGAUUCAAUAUCUACUGGAAAUAAUUUACUCACAAAAAAUAUCGGCUCAUCUGAUGAAACCGAUAGUGACUUUGAGCGUCUCGUCAAAGGCGCUGCAUCUGAUUCAUCUCAUUCAAUUAGUAGCAACUUGAAUCCUAACUCAACCUUGAUGUCAUUGCCUUCUGGGUUAUCAUCCAAUGGGCUAAGUGAAAACUCAUUUGUGCCAAUUAGCGCUGCGGCCAUCCCCGCAACACCAGGUAUAAAUUCGUCCUCUUCACUCUCGAAGCCUGACUUAUCUCGGUUCGCCACCUUAACACCUAGAGCCAAUUUACAAGCGGAGCAGCCCCAUAACUCUUUUAUCCAAGCUCAUACAGCUCAAGCAUGGACACCUACAGUUCAGCAAUCGAAUGUAGGCUCUUUGAAUACCGCUUUUCAGCCUCCGUAUGAAUCUCAAAUAAAUUGGCCGACAGCUAGACCUUCAAAUUUUGACCAUACCAGUACUAGAAUGAAUUUAGAUCAGAUACGUAGCGCCACAUCAUCCACUGCCUUAUCUAUGAACAAACAACAAUUAUCCUAUAUACCGUCCUUGCGACCUCAAAGUGCCUUGAGCUCUCGUACACCAACAAGAAACUUCCAGUUCAAUUCAGACUGUUACAACUCGUUCUCUCUGCCUCCACCUCCACCUCCGGGCUCUAACAAGGGAUAUGGACCCUCAUCUGGCCUUUACAACCAUAAUAAUUCAAACGCCUUUGGUACUCAUACCAUCCCACCGCCAUCAAACGUACUGGAGGCCUUCUCGAAUGCUGUACAACAAGAUAACUCAGUCGUCCCAGCAGGAUUAGGGCAGGGAUCGUCUCACCAGAAUGGGCUAGAUUCUUGGGAAAGUUUAUUAUGA